GACAAAGGACAUGUAAGGCUGAGAAUUGCAGACAAAGCAAUGUGAUAGUUGGAAUACGACGAGUGGCAAUGUUGUGAUAAAACAGCUGACUGUCAAGACAGUGUAACCGGCAAACCGUUCGUUAAAGUCACCAUGGCCAUAGUGAUCUCGUCGCGGUCUAAGGUGGUGACAGCCCUCGUGCUGCUGGGCUUCGGGCUGGUGUUGACCUUGAUCAUCGGGAGUUCCGCGGGCUGGUUCGAUCCUUCUGAGGAGGACCUAAGUAUCCCUACAGACACAAGGGGGCGAGGCCGACAUGGGUACAUAGAAAAGGUGUACACAGACGAAGAAGAUGAGAACUAUGAACCACCUGAGCUGUAUAACCGAGACAACGCGUACACAGAACUCUCAGAUGACUUCCGAACCACCUCCACUGGCCGGACUGACGGACUACUUGCAAGGUCAGGAUCACUCAGCGAUCACUCAUCACUCAGCUCGCCUUUCCUUGGCGACAUUGGCAAAAAAUAA
Molecule: messenger RNA, 504 nt
Organism: Homalodisca vitripennis (glassy-winged sharpshooter)
Lineage: Eukaryota; Metazoa; Arthropoda; Insecta; Hemiptera; Cicadellidae
Exons: 3
Coding region: 133-504 (123 amino acids)
Source: RefSeq, a predicted model, not a curated record